Laccaria bicolor S238N-H82 is the source of this 828-nucleotide messenger RNA. RefSeq lists its product as uncharacterized. The record is from RefSeq and is a predicted model, not a curated record. Gene Ontology annotation, biological process: cellular response to starvation; regulation of DNA-templated transcription. The coding region runs from base 1 to 828 and encodes 275 amino acids. NCBI's taxonomy places the organism in Eukaryota, Fungi, Basidiomycota, Agaricomycetes, Agaricales, Hydnangiaceae. The transcript has 3 exons. Gene Ontology annotation, molecular function: RNA polymerase II transcription regulatory region sequence-specific DNA binding; DNA-binding transcription factor activity, RNA polymerase II-specific; zinc ion binding. Gene Ontology annotation, cellular component: nucleus.
AUGGCUUCUGCCGAUGGGAAGAACGUUGAUUCCGAUGAUCCCCUCGAACCAUCCUCGCCUCCACCUCAUAUGCAUUCUGUCGCUUUCUCCGGAAUGCCUAUGCAUAUGUACCCUUUCCCACCCAGUCUUCUGCCGUCCUCUCAGGGUCUUCGCUCUAAACGCCGCCAAGUCAAGAAUGCGUGCACAAACUGCCAGAAGGCAUGCAAGAAGUGCGACGACGCUCGGCCUUGCCUUCGCUGCGUAAAAUAUGGCGUAUCUGAAGAAUGCGUUGAUUCGCAGAGGAAAGAAAGGAAGAAAGGGAUUAAGAGGGGUCCCUACAAGAAGCGCGAUGGAAAAGGCAACAGCAUUGACCAAGCUGACAUCCCCCAACAGGGUAUGCCUGUCUCAAACAUGGUCCCAACCCCAGGUGGUUCAGCUAUCAUGGCUCCAUAUCUGCCUAUUGGAUAUCCACCUGCCUUUUAUGGUCAGUAUCAUCCAACUCAGAAGCAUGGGGAUGGGCAAGCCAUGUAUUCCAGCCCUCAAUACUUUCUGGCUCCUGUACCCCAUGUCCAACAUCAGGCACCUGGUCUUCAAGAUGGGGAUAAUCAUGGAUAUCAAACACAGGGGUUCUAUCAGGCUACAGUCUUUGCUCCAGUGGCCUACCCCCACUAUGUCAUGCCCAGAUCUGAUGGGCAAGUACAUGUUCAGAAUCAGUAUGCUGUCUUUGGUGCUCCAGUAUUCUCCAAGACAUCUCUAAUCAGUGGAUCAGACUUUGACUACUAUUGUCACUAUCUUUGUAUGCCUAAUCUUGCUUAUACAUGCCUUUUGACUCAGAGUACAGCUCUUUAA